AAACGUCAUAAUAAACAACAUAACCUAAGAAAACGAAAAAUUACAACCAACAGCUUUUUAAAGUAAAAUGACCGAAAUAAACGAAGCAAGAAAGAAUUUGGAAUCGCAACUUGGUGAAGAAUUAAUGAAACAAUACUUUGCGAUAUUAAAACAGUGGUUUUUAUUCAAAGAGCCGAUUUCUCGUCUUCAAUUUGAUAGCGCCGUGCGAAAAUUAAUGAAAACUGAGGAACAGAUUCGUAGUCAUAAUUUAUUUUUAUUAGCCUUAAUCUCAAAGGUAACUUCAUCAAGGGUUAAAAGCACACGGAGUAUGACCGAUAAAGGAAGUUUUGAGCUUGCUGAUUACACUCCGUUAAGUCCGGUGAUGAUGCCCCCUGAUUUUGAAAAUAGGAGUGCGGCAGCGGAAUUAUUUCUCCCUGACAGUGGGUUUAUUAGCACACGAAUAUCAAUUCAUGCCUGGGAGAAUGGUUUAGAAGGUGCUGAUGAAAAUGUUGCUGAAUAUUUAGUCCAAGCUUGUCAGGUUUUUGUUAAAAACAUUAUUACAGCGAUGAUUACAAGAAAAGAAGGUUAUAAGAUAAGGGAUGGGAAGUUUCAACACACUUUUGGUGUUCCCGUUCCAGAUCCAUUUGCAAGAAAUAGUAAUAAUAUCAUCGAUAGUAAUCAAUCAACUAAAAUUGAUGUUGUUAAUGAUGAUGAUAGCUUUAUUCCAAUUCCAAGAAAUAGUGUUGAACAUGCUGAACAAGAAGCUGCUUUUUCUUAUUCUUGUAGCAAUAAAAGUCGAUCCGAUAAUAAAUUAACCGUUAAAUUAUUGUAUGAUACUUUAAAAGAUAACGGAAAUAUUGUUGGAUUACAUUCAAUACAUAGCUUAAAUUUAUUAAGAAUAGGAAUGUAUGUUAAUGAUUCUUAAAAGAUUAAUUAAUAAUAAAAUUUAAAUAUAAGA
Molecule: messenger RNA, 937 nt
Organism: Onthophagus taurus
Lineage: Eukaryota; Metazoa; Arthropoda; Insecta; Coleoptera; Scarabaeidae
Product: transcriptional adapter 1
Biological process (GO): regulation of transcription by RNA polymerase II
Cellular component (GO): SAGA complex
Molecular function (GO): transcription coactivator activity
Source: RefSeq, a predicted model, not a curated record